Metopolophium dirhodum (rose-grain aphid) is the source of this 2113-nucleotide messenger RNA. RefSeq names its product kynurenine 3-monooxygenase (gene cn). Lineage: Eukaryota; Metazoa; Arthropoda; Insecta; Hemiptera; Aphididae. Bases 92 to 1450 code for a protein of 452 amino acids. Gene Ontology annotation, cellular component: mitochondrial outer membrane. The transcript has 11 exons. The record is from RefSeq and is a predicted model, not a curated record. Gene Ontology annotation, biological process: quinolinate biosynthetic process; L-tryptophan catabolic process; NAD+ metabolic process. Gene Ontology annotation, molecular function: NAD(P)H oxidase H2O2-forming activity; kynurenine 3-monooxygenase activity; FAD binding.
GGACAUUAUAAAUUACGAUAUUAUGUAUAAAAUUGUCUAGUAAAAAGUCUUCAGUUCAAUUUAGUUUUCACGUAGAUUAGAACCUGAUAAGAUGUUUACUCAUUCAAGAGUUAAAAUUGCUAUUAUUGGAGCCGGACCAGUUGGGUCGUUGUGUGCAUGUUUUAUGGCAGAAAAUGGAUAUGACGUUACCGUCUACGAAAGUCGAACAGAUAUUAGACUUGAUAAAUCAACAUCGGGACGUUCUAUAAACUUGGCUUUGUCAGAAAGAGGCAUUAACGCUCUCCGAUUUAUCGGACUCGAUAAUAUUGUUAUUGAAGAACUCACAGAACCUAUGUAUGGUCGAAUGAUCCAUUCAAUUGAUGGCCAUAAAUAUAGCAUUAUGUAUGAUAUUAACAAAUCCAAGUGUUUAUACUCUGUUAGCAGAAAAGAACUCAAUGGAUUUUUAUUAACAAAACUCGAAAAAUAUCCAAAUGUGAAAUUAAACUUUUCGCAUAAACUCGUCGAUGUUGAUUUUAAUGCUAAACUAUUAACAUUUCAAAAAUCAUUAGAAAACCAACAAGAAACUGUAAAACCAGACGUAAUUAUUGGAUGUGAUGGGGCUCAUUCCGUAGUUCGUAAACAUAUGAUUCGUCAGCCAAUGUUUAAUUUUUCACAGACAUAUAUAGAUCAUGGUUAUUUUGAAAUAAGCUUACCAUCAGCUGCAACAAAAGAUACCUUAACUCCAGGACAUCUUCAUAUUUGGCCGAGAAGUACAUUUAUGUUGAUAGCAUUACCGAAUAAAGAUAAAUCUUGGACUUGCACUUUAUUCAUGCCAAUGGAUCAAUUUCCAAUGAUAUUAGAAUCAGAAAAUGAAGACAUUUUACGUUUUUUUAACGAGUAUUUUAAGGAUUUUAUGGAUUUGAUUCAACCAGAACAUUUAUUAAACCAAGUGAAAAAUGGAAAAGCACGAACUCUUAUUUCUAUUAAAUGUAAUCCAUACCACGUUAAUAAUAAUUUCCUGCUGAUGGGAGACGCUGCCCACGCUAUUGUACCUUUUUAUGGUCAAGGAAUGAAUGCUGGCUUCGAAGAUUGUACAAUUUUGAACCAACUACUUGAAGAAUACGACCAUGAUUUAGAAACUGUUAUUAAAACGUUUUCAUUGAGAAGAAUUGAAGAUGCGGAAGCUAUCAGUGAUUUAGCUUUUUACAACUAUAUUGAAAUGCGUGAUUUAGUUGCUCGUAAAAGCUUUUUGUGGCGGAAAAAAUUGGAUAACAUACUUAAUAAAUGGUUUCCUCAGACGUGGAUACCGCUUCAUAGUUCUGUCUCUUUUACAACAAUUGGCUAUAAACAAUGUAAACUCGACAAUCAGUGGCAAGACCAAAUUUUAUUUAGAAUGUUUAUUCUAUUCGCAACAUUCUUCUCCAUCAGUUUGUAUUUUUUUGUAUCUAUAAUGUCAAAAUCAUUACAAUAAAACCAACUGCACAGUGCACACAUAUCAAUUUUAUCUAAUUGAUCCGGAUUACCUACGAUGUUAUGAACAAGAUUUAUUAACUAUAAAUCAAUAUAAUCUUACAUUACACAAUAGUUUAUUUUUAGCGUUCAAUAUAAUUUUAAGUAAUAUUAUAUAUUUAUCUAUAAAGUUGAAACACCAAUGGCUUAUGUUUCAAGAAUUCAUACCUUUCAUUUAAAUGUCAUUAUUAGCCAAUAUAAUAUUAUAUAGUACAAUCAGUGGCAUAUUUUCAAAUUUUUUGUGAGGGUGUUCUAAAAAAUAAGUAAGUGUAUAAUAUUAUAAAAAUACAUAUGAGUUAUGAAUUAAUAAUUAUAUUAUUCCAUUCUGUUCGAGACCCAUGACCCCCCCCCCUCCCCAAAAAUACACCACUGAUUAAAAUUAAUUUAUCUUCACAAAUAAUUAUAGUGAAACAUAUUUUCAAGUUUAAUUUUUUGUGCAUAAAAUUCUCUAUGAAACACCAUAUUAUAAUAAAUAAAAUGUACAUAUUAAUGAUAAUACCACUCACGCCUCUAACAUUAUAAUACAAAUUACUUAUUAGUUAUUACGAAUUUACCCACAUUAUAUUGAACGAAUUAUUUUGUAUUACAUUUUCAAUAAAAUAAAAAACAAAAAGUUGUAACAUAA